AUCAUUUCUCGACGUCCAAACACCCCUUUUACACUUGGUGGUUGUGUUCUUGGCCGAAGAUACCCAAGAAGUCAGUGGUUGGAAUGAGCUUCCAGGAUCUCCAGAGUGGCGCCAAGCCGUCUCCUUCCUCAUUGGUAGGCGUUCGUUCCCCGGGCCAAAGUCCCUCGCAGGCCGUCGCUGCGGGCAUUUUCCAGAUCAACACUGCAAUCGCUGCUUUUCAUCGACUCGUCGAUGCCAUCGGAACCGCCAAGGACACUUCCGAUCACCGUCAAAAGCUCCAUAACACGAGGCAGCGGAUACUGCACUUGGUUAAAGAUACUUCUGCUAAGCUCAAGGCCUUGACCGAUUCCGAUCGGGACUCCUCCGUCAACCCGAGUAAAAAAGUAGAAGAUGCAAAACUUGCCAGAGAUUUUCAAAUUACACUCCAAGAAUUUCAGAAAGCUCAACAGCUUGCCUCUGAGCGCGAGUCUACCUACUCCCCUUCUGCUCCUCCUCGGUCUUCUUCUUUAUCAGCAACCUCUGCUUCUGGUGAACAUUUUGCAAUCAACGAAAACCGACCUUUUCUCUUUGAACAGAAGAGGCAGGAGGUACUCUUAUUAGAUAAUGAAAUUUCCUUCAAUGAAGCAAUGAUUGAGGAAAGGGAACAGGGUAUUAGAGAAGUAGAAGAGCAAAUUGGACAAGCAAACGAAAUAUUUAAGGACCUUGCUGUUCUUGUUCAUGAGCAGGGAGUUGUUAUUGAUGAUAUUCAAUCUAACGUUGGAACUUCCUCUGCUUCUACUACUCAAGCUCGAGUUCAGCUAGCAAAAGCUUCCAAAAGUGCAAAAUCCAAGUCUUCUUGGUGUUGGUGGAUGCUAGUAAUAUUUGUGAUAGCGCUGGUCAUCUUUCUCCUCAUCCUUAUCGUUUAGAGCGCAAGUGCAUAUACACUGUCUUGUGAGCUCUGCAGGAAUAUUCAUUUGUGUUGUACAUUUUUAUUAAGUUCGGCAAGUCACCACAUUUUCCCUGGAUAUCUAUAUGUAUUUCCGUGGAUGCUAGUAAUAUUUGUGAUAGCGCUGGUCAUCUUUCUCCUCGUUCUCAUCGUUUAGAGCGCAAGUGCAUAUACAUGCUGUCUUGUGAGCUCUGCAGGAAUAUUCCUUUGUGUUGUACAUUUUUAUUAAGUUCGGCAAGUCACCACAUUUUCCCUGGAUAUCUAUAUGUAUUUCCACUGUUUUUGUUUUUCUCACUCUUUCUUUUUGUUUUCUUUAGUAUUUUUUCUCUCCUUUCGGCCGGGAAUUUCUCUUUUUCUCUCUCUCUUUUUGGGUGUUGAGGGGAGCGGUUAGCAGUGAAGUUUUCCUAGGCUGGUGCAGCUCUCGCAUAUGUUUGUGGGUUCCAUUACUAUCGGAAGGAGUCAUUCUGUUUUCAUAUAA
Messenger RNA from Juglans microcarpa x Juglans regia, 1403 nucleotides. RefSeq names its product syntaxin-22-like. The transcript has 7 exons. Gene Ontology annotation, molecular function: SNAP receptor activity; SNARE binding. Gene Ontology annotation, biological process: vesicle-mediated transport; vesicle fusion; intracellular protein transport. Lineage: Eukaryota; Viridiplantae; Streptophyta; Magnoliopsida; Fagales; Juglandaceae. Gene Ontology annotation, cellular component: membrane; endomembrane system; SNARE complex. The record is from RefSeq and is a predicted model, not a curated record. The coding region runs from base 84 to 905 and encodes 273 amino acids.